Molecule: messenger RNA, 1476 nt
Organism: Fonsecaea erecta
Lineage: Eukaryota; Fungi; Ascomycota; Eurotiomycetes; Chaetothyriales; Herpotrichiellaceae
Exons: 2
Coding region: 1-1476 (491 amino acids)
Biological process (GO): ergosterol biosynthetic process
Cellular component (GO): endoplasmic reticulum membrane
Molecular function (GO): Delta14-sterol reductase activity
Source: RefSeq, a predicted model, not a curated record
AUGGCCGUGAAACCAAAGACAGGGACGGCACCAGAGGAAAAGCACGGCUAUGAAUUUGGAGGACCCCUGGGGGCUGCUGGAAUAAUCUUCGGCCUGCCCGUCCUCAUCUAUGCGACCAUCUUCCUCUGCAACGAUGUCUCGGGCUGCCCUGCACCGGCCUUACUGGAUCCGAGGACGUUGACCCUCGAGAAACUGAAGAAACAGACGCCAUGGCCCGAGGACGGACUCUUGGGUCUGUUCGACUUGAAUGUAACUCUAUGGGUGCUGGCAUAUUACGCUCUCAGCGUGGCUCUACAAUUGUUUCUGCCAGGUGAAGAGGUCGAUGGUACAACGUUGGGCACAGGGGGACAGCACCACUACAAAUUCAACGCCUUCAACUCGGCGGUUCUCAUCCUUGCCGGUCUGGCCGCGGGUACUGCGAUACAAGGGACCGACUUCGUGGUUUGGACCUUCAUCUGGGACAAUCUCCCGCAAAUUGUGACGGCAAAUCUCCUCGUUUCCUAUGCCCAAGCAAUCUAUGUCUAUCUGGCCUCCUUCAGUGUUCCUCACCCAGGUCAACCAAAUCCCGAGAACAGGGAGCUCGCCAAAGGAGGGCACACGGGGAACAUGCUAUACGACUUUUUCAUCGGUCGUGAGCUCAACCCACGUGUCACUGUCCCACGUUGGGUCCCCAUUGCUGGCGGUCAAGUAAUUGACAUCAAGGUCUUCAACGAGAUGAGACCGGGCUUGCUGGGUUGGGUGAUUCUCGACCUCGCAUUUAUUGCGCAUCAGUACAAGGUACAUGGCUUCGUCAGCGAUUCCAUCAUCCUCAUCACGCUUUUCCAAUCGCUAUACGUCCUCGACGCUCUCUACAUGGAGUCGGCGAUUCUGACGACCAUUGACGUGACAACCGACGGUUUUGGGUUUAUGCUCGCUUUCGGCGACCUCACUUGGGUGCCAUUCCUUUAUAGUCUGCAAGCACGGUAUCUGGCGGUUUAUCCCUUGACGCUUGGAAUCGGCGGCAUCGCUGGUGUCCUGGGCGUCCAAGGCCUGGGGUACUACAUAUUUCGAGGCGCAAACAACGAGAAAAACCGAUUCCGGACAAAUCCCAACGACCCUCGGGUGUCACACCUCGAAACCAUGACAACCGAGUCCGGUUCCAAGCUCCUGGUCACUGGAUGGUGGGGUCGUGCCCGACACAUCAAUUACUUCGGCGACUGGAUCAUGUCCUGGAGCUACUCUCUCCCUACUGGCGUUGCGGGAUACAUCAUCAACAAGUACCAAAAUCCCGUCACCGGUAACGUAACCCGAGAGGUAGUGCAGGGUGAUGCGCGUGGCUGGGGAAUGAUCUUUACAUACUUUUAUGUCAUAUAUUUUGGCGUGCUCCUGGUGCAUCGAGAAAUGAGGGACGAAGAGAAGUGCAGGAAGAAGUAUGGAAAAGACUGGGACCGCUACUGCCAGCGCGUCAGGUGGAGGAUCAUUCCGGGCAUCUACUAG